Molecule: messenger RNA, 426 nt
Organism: Diplodia corticola
Lineage: Eukaryota; Fungi; Ascomycota; Dothideomycetes; Botryosphaeriales; Botryosphaeriaceae
Product: cupin domain protein
Exons: 2
Coding region: 1-426 (141 amino acids)
Source: RefSeq, a predicted model, not a curated record
AUGGGCUACAAAACCGAAGACCGCGUCUACUCCAGAGACCUUCCGCGCCCCACGCGAAAGCACCUCUACGCGCACCCCCUCGCCAACGUGCCCGGCUUCUCCAUCGUGGCGAUCCUCGUGAAGCUGCCGCCCAACGGGGCGACGCCGCCGCACCGACACGGCGGGGCGUCCGUCGCGGGCGUCGUGGUGUCGGGGACGGCGUACAACAAGAUGAACGACGGGCCGACGAUGGUGCUGGGGCAGGGCGAGAGCUGGUACGAGGAGCCGGGGUGCCACCACGUGACGAGCGCGAACGCGAGCGGGGAGGAGGAGUGCCACUUGCUGGCGACGUUUGUGGUGGAGACGAAGGUGGUGGAGGAGGGAGGGCCGGGGGCGUUGGUCGUGGUGGAUGAGGAGUGGGCGGACGUGGAGAUUAAGGUCGAGUGA